UAAGUCGAAAGUCCGAAUCCCCAGAAAGAAAGAAAGAAAGAAAGAACGAACAGCAGCCGAAAGAGAGAGAGAGAGAGAGAGAGCAGACGAACGAAGGAAAUCAAAAGAACGGAAAGAAGGGAAGAGAAGAGAGUCCACUCCUUCUCCUUCUCCCUCUCCCUCUCCCACCAGCGAAAGCCUUUCUUCAAAAUCUCGACGAAGAAGACGAUCAGAAGCCUUCCUUCCAAAUCUCGCAAUCCUUCACUUCACUCUCUCUUUCCCUCAGUGUAAUGAGUCACCCUGCGUUCAAUCGGCGAGAGAAUUGAAGCUCGGCGAACCGCUUCAGCUCCGAUCAGCUGUCUCCCCGCUCACUCGGAGACACUGCGUUUUCGAGCGGCUUGUGAAUUGGAUUGAGACUCAGCGCUUUGGUUGUGAGCUUGCUUGUCCUACGGAGGCUGGACGCAAUGCAGAACAACGAAGAGCAUGUCGUGGAUGGGGAAGCAGAGUCUGCCUCAUCAGCUCCGCAGCCUGAAUUCAGCGAUUGGGCAUAUUAUGCGGAUGAGGACACUAUGAAGCAGCCGAACGAGAUCCCUGCUUCGGAAUCAGAGAAGAUCCCUUUCGUCGGAGACAAGGAGCCUCUGUCUGCUUUAGCGGCUGAAUACCAAUCAGGAAGCCCAAUUUUGCUCGAGAAGAUUAAGUUGCUUGGGGAAAAAUUUGCUGCCAUUAGACGAACACGAGGAGAUGGGAAUUGCUUCUUUCGCAGCUUUAUGUUUUCUUACCUUGAGCAUAUUCUGGAAACACAAGACAAAGCUGAGGUUGACCGUAUCACAGCUAAUGUUGAAGAGUGUAGAAGAACACUUCAGGGCUUAGGAUACAUAGACUUUACCUUUGAGGAUUUUUUUGCGCUAUUCCUGGAGCAGUUGGAAAGUGUUCUUCAAGGACAUGAAACUUCGAUAAGUCACGAUGAUCUGCUACAGAGGAGCCGAGACCCCUCAGUCUCUGACUAUGUUGUAAUGUUCUUCAGAUUUGUUACCACUGGUGAAAUACGCAAGCGGUCGGAAUUUUUUGAACCUUUCAUUAUGGGAUUAGCAAGUUCGACAGUGGAGCAGUUUUGCAAGUCUUCGGUUGAGCCGAUGGGAGAAGAGAGCGAUCAUGUGCAUAUUACAGCACUCUCUGAUGCAUUGGGCGUGCCAAUUCGUGUGGUAUAUCUGGACCGCAGCUCAUGUGACAACGGUGGUGUCAAUGUAAAUCACCACGAUUUCGUGCCAAGUUCUGGCGAUUCUUCUGGCAGCAGCUCGUCUAGCAGUUCUAAGACUACGGAGCCCUUCAUUGUCUUGCUGUAUCGUCCGGGUCAUUAUGAUAUUCUCUACCCGAAGUGAGACUCGCUAAGCACUUCUUCCAAAGGUUGGUACCAGUUUCUCCUGUGGAUUAAAGUGGAUGCCAGCGGGUCGCGUUGGUUGCAAGUACAUGAUGGUUGCAGAAACUUUGCUCAUCUGUGCUUGUGAGGUGUAUUUGAUGCUUUCAACAAUCGGGUCGGGGUCAUUCGUGGUUACUCUCUCCAAAAGAACCAAAAAGAAGAAAAGAAAAUCAAUCUCUUCGCAUCAACUUUACCUGUGUUUCACUUCCUUGCUUCGUCAGUUGCAUUUACUGAAAGUACUCUUCAUGAUACUGAUAAUGAAUCAACCCCUUCUUCUUUGUCAUUUUGCGAGGCAGUUUUCUUUGGGAAUCUUAUGCCCUGUUUGGUAGGAUCGAAAUAGAAUGGAUAGGGACGGAAUAUCAUGUUUAUUACAAUAUCCCAAGUGUGUAUUUUCUUUGUAUCCACCUGACAUAAUUUUUGUUUGUGGUAUAUCUUAUGAAUUGCAUCUCUUUAAUAGAGAGGCCCGACAAUAUAGGAUCGAGGAUAUUGGUCGA
Molecule: messenger RNA, 1890 nt
Organism: Punica granatum (pomegranate)
Lineage: Eukaryota; Viridiplantae; Streptophyta; Magnoliopsida; Myrtales; Lythraceae
Source: RefSeq, a predicted model, not a curated record